Messenger RNA from Aedes aegypti (yellow fever mosquito), 7144 nucleotides. Its product is annotated as fatty acid synthase. Gene Ontology annotation, molecular function: oxidoreductase activity; phosphopantetheine binding; fatty acid synthase activity. Bases 64 to 7068 code for a protein of 2334 amino acids. The transcript has 6 exons. The record is from RefSeq and is a predicted model, not a curated record. NCBI's taxonomy places the organism in Eukaryota, Metazoa, Arthropoda, Insecta, Diptera, Culicidae. Gene Ontology annotation, biological process: fatty acid biosynthetic process.
GGAAAAUAUUAGAAUCCCUUCAAUCCACUUUCGAAGCAGUUUGUGCGAGUUAAUCGAUCAAAAAUGCCGACGCGUUGUAUCCAAUCUGUAGGAACGGAUAAGAGUAUCGUGAUUAGUGGAAUAUCCGGCCGUUUUCCGCGGGCUAAUAAUGUGCGUGAAUUUGCGAGCAGCCUGUACGGGAAGCAGGAUCUUGUGGACGACCUGGAGACUCGUUGGCAACAUACGAUGCAGGAUGUUCCACGACGUACCGGGAAGGUCGGGAACAUGCAAAACUUUGAUGCGGACUUCUUCGGAGUAAGUCGAAUUGAGCGGGAUACGAUGGACCCACAACUGCGUAUGACAAUCGAGCAUGUCUACGAAGCUAUUCUCGAUGCUGGAGUGAAUCCUCAAACAUUACGGGGCUCACGAACAGGAGUGUUCAGUGGAGUGUGUUUCUCGGAAACUGAAGUAUGCAUGUACUAUAGAGCACGCCCUCCCAAGGGACUCGGUUUGUUGGGGUGUGCCAAGUCGCAGAUUCCCAAUCGUGUUUCGUACUUGCUAGAUCUGAGAGGACCUAGCUAUGUGCUGGAUACUGCUUGUAGUAGCUCAAUGUACGCCUUGGACGUUGCUUACCGAAGUAUGAUGAACGGCGAAUGCGAUGCGGCAAUUGUUACGGGAGCAAAUCUAACAUUGCAUCCCUUCAUUACGUACCAGUUUGCAAUGUUGGGAGUCUUGGCAAAGGACGGAUAUUGUCGGCCUUUCGAUAAGGACGCAACGGGAUACACUCGGUCAGAAGCCGUUUGCGCUGUAUUUUUACAGAAAGCAAAAGAUGCGAAGCGUGUUUAUGGUCACAUAAUUCACUCAAAGACGAAUUGUGAUGGAUUUAAACCGGAAGGAAUAACUUAUCCUUCAGGAUCAGUACAACAACAGUUGUUAACUGAGUUCUACAACGAGGUAGGGAUAAGUCCUACAGAGGUCGACUAUGUAGAAGCACAUAGUACUGGAACGUUUGUAGGAGAUCCAGAAGAAUGUGACGCUAUAGAUAAAGUGUAUUGUUCCGGGCGAACCGAUCCUCUGCUUGUAGGGUCUGUAAAAUCCAGCAUUGGCCAUACGGAAGCUUCAGCAGGAGUAUGCUCCAUCACAAAAUGCAUUAUCGCCAUGGAGAAUGGCCUUAUUCCUCCAAACAUCAAUUAUACUGAUUACAGGCCUACGAUUCCGUCUUUGGUUGAAGGUCGUUUGAAGGUUGUUACAGAUGCAAUGCCACUUUCGGGCCCAUUGGUUGGUAUCAACUCGUUUGGAUUCGGAGGAGCAAAUGCUCAUGCUUUGUUAUGUCGCAAUUUGAAAGAGAAAGUUAAGAAUGGCGUUCCAGACGAUGAUCUUCCAAGGUUGGUCACAUGGUCAGGAAGAACCAGAGAAUCUAUUGAAACUAUGCUUCAUGACAUUGGUCAGCGUCCCUUGGAUGUUGAAUUCAUUGCUCUUCUGUUUAACAUUCAGCAGCAGCCUACUCCUGGUCAUCGGUAUCGAGGAUUUGGUAUUUAUCAGAAGAAUGGAGAUCGUCCAGCUGUACUACAAACAUCAUCCAUCGAUCGAGUGAAGCUUGAUGCCAUCCCAGUCGUUGCUGUUUUCGGAGGAAUUAACACAAACUGGAGAAAAGAAUUAGAUGCUCUGCGCCAAUUCUCCGUAGUAGAAGACACAUUUGCUAAAUGCAGCGGAAUUCUGCGGUCGCUGAAGUUCGAUUUGCACAAAAAACCAUCAGGAAGAGAAAGCAUAUUGUACAAUAUGGUUGGAGCGACCAUUCUUCAGUUGUCUAUCGUUGAUUUGCUGAGCUCGAUUGGAGUGAAGUUUGACUUCUAUGGAGGUCAUUCCAUUGGCCAAUUCACUUGUGCAUACAUUGACCACAAUUUGAACCUAGAACAAGUUCUUCGCUUAGCUUUCUGGCAUGGAUUAGUGUUUUCUGAUUGUCAUGCGGUUUGUGAUCGCACUGCGUUUGUACAAAUCAAUUCAAUGCUGAAUCAGCUUCCAUUGAAAAACUUUUUCAAGGAUAGUGCAACCACCUUUGGAAUUUUGACCGCAAAUGAGAAAAUUUUGAUGGAACAGGUUCGUCAAUUGAAAUCGUCCGGCUUUGCAGCUGAAGAGUUGUCGUUUUUGGAUGUGCAUGCAGACUCAACGAAAAGUUCAUCGCUUGCAAAUAAACUUCGACAAACCGUCAAUACCGUUUUGAGCAGAAUCAUUUUGCCCAGUGAUAAAUGGAUUACUUCAGCAUUGCCUCAUACAUCUUCUAUAUUCCAUUCAUCGAAACUGCACGAUGUUACAUCCAUAGUAAAUUUGAUCGAGAAAAUUCCGCAUCAUUCACAAGUCGUAGAGUUCGGUAGCUCAAAAUCGUGUGAGAAUGUACUUCGUUUGUUAAAUCAUAAUUCGAGUUACAUUCCUUCAGGAUCUACAGCAUCUGAUACUAUUAGUCAAUUGUUGUGUCAAAUAGGACAUUUAUACAUGACAUCUCAGAACUUGAAUAUUGCUAAACUCUACCCGGAGGUUCAAUUUCCAGUGUCUCGGGGAACUCCGAUGAUUGCGCCGUUGAUCCGUUGGGACCACCGAGAAGAUGCUUUUGUAGUUAAAUAUACUUGGGAAGAGAGUUCGAAGUCCAACAUGUUGCGAUUCAAGAUUUCCCUAUCCAGUCAAGAAUACAAACAUAUUGUUGGCCAUUGCAUUGAUGGUCGGAUAUUGUUUCCCGCUACUGGAUAUUUACAACUGGUUUGGGAGCUUUUGGCUUACAUAGGCAACAGGGAUCUUGUUGACUAUCCAAUUGAAUUCGAGGACAUUCGAUAUCUGAGAGCCACCACUCUAACGAAAGGACAAACUGUAGAAUUGCUGAUCACUAUUCAGGAGAUUUCUGGUCGUUUUGAGAUUUCGGAAGGAGAUACCGUAGUUGUGACAGGAAUCGCUAGAAUGUUGGGUGAUGCAAAUCAUCCAAAAAUUCAAGAAGUAUCGUCUUCAGCUAUAACAUUGAAAACAAGAGACUUUUAUAAAGAGCUUCGUUUACGAGGAUACUACUACACAGGUCUAUUUAAAUCGGUGAUGGAGGCGAAAACUGACGGAACCAUGGCAAAAAUUCAAUGGAAGGGUAAUUGGAUGGCUUUUCUUGAUUGUCUGCUACAGACGGGGAUUAUUGCGAUUGACACUAGAUCAUUGAUGGUUCCUACGGCAAUUGAAAAGCUUUCCAUUGCACCAAAAGCGCAUUUGGCAAUGAUGGAACGCGAGGGAGAAGAUUGUGAGUUCUUCACGAUGAAGAGCUGUCCUAAAACCAACGUUUUGGUUUGUGGCGGCAUUAUGCUUUGCAACCCUCGAGCCAGCAGCGUAGGGCGUAGAAACCCUCCAGGUAUUCCAGUUCUAGAAACUUAUCAAUUUGUACCGUAUCACACCGAUGAUCAGGUUUCGACUCUGGAAGCAAUUAGAAUUUGCGUUCAGCUUGCGCUAGAAAAUGUCCCUACUCUAUCAAUCAAUGUGACAGAAAUUCACAGCGAGAGGAUUCCGGUUGUCGCACAUUUGUUUGGAGAAGCAAUUGCCGAUCUUCCAUUGGUUAAAGCCAAUCUGAUGGUUCUGGCUAAAACAGAAAUUGAGUUGGAAUAUGUGACUGUCAAAGUGGAAAAGCUAUCUGAUCAAUCAAAUCUACUGUUUCUGAUCACUGACAGCAAUUGGAGUGAGCCGAACUUCCUACAAGACGCUGUUGGUCGUCUCGUAGAUGGAGGAUUCAUCAUUGUUCGUGAGAAGUUAACCUUCAAGUUAGAUGACCUAGAUGUACCAGAAGAACUGAACAUGGUGGCCUCAUUUAGAGUCGAUCAAGAGGAGACAUUUAUUUGUCUGCAACGUAAAAUCAAGGGAUUCAAUGAUACUCCGGCAGUUAUCCAGGUUGAUUCAUCCGACCUUAGUUGGCUAGCUGUUUUAAAACAGGCUGUUAAAGUCCGACCUGUGAUCCUAUUCUCACAGAAUGACUCAGUUUCCGGAGUUAUCGGUUUGGUGAAUUGUAUUCGCAAAGAACCCAAAAUGCAAACAGUACGAUGCGUACUUAUUGAUGACCAUAAUGCUCCAGAAUUCUCUCUCAGUGAUCCUUUCUACAAGAACCAGUUAGAGCUCGGAAUGGCAAUUAACGUAUUGCGAAACGGAGUGUGGGGUAGCUAUCGCCAUGCCUUAAUAUCGAAGAAACCAAAAACGGAGCCUGUAUCCAAGCAUUGCUACGCAAACAGCCUGACAAAAGGUGAUUUGUCUUCGAUGAUGUGGUUCACGGGAGCCUUCAACGAGUGGGAUGUUGUACCAAAUAAGGUAAAAGUUUCGUACUGCACUUUAAAUUUCCGUGAUGUGAUGGUUGCUACUGGAAGAUUGUCAUCGGACGUGAGUUCAUUCAGCCGACUGGAAGAAGAAUGUGAGCUUGGUUAUGAAUACGCUGGCGUUACGGAAGAUGGAAGACGGGUGAUAGGAGUCGUGCCUUCAGGAGCUCUAUCUACAAUGGUUGAUGCUGAUCCUUCACUCGCUUGGACUAUACCAGACAGUUGGAGUUUACAGGAUGCUUGUACUAUUCCUAUUGUAUACAAUACGGUUUUAACAGCAUUUAAUAUAAGCGCUAAUGUGAAGAAAGGGCAGUCGGUUUUGAUCCAUGCAGGAAGUGGAGGCAUCGGAUUGGCUGCAAUAAAUAUUGCACUUGCCUAUGGAAUGGAAGUAUUCACUACUGUUGGAUCCGACGAGAAGGUCAGUUAUCUGUUGAACGAAUAUCCAUCUCUUAAACGAGAAAACAUAGGAAAUUCGAGAGAUUUGUCUUUCGAACAAAUGAUCAAGCUGAGAACCAAUGGAAGAGGGGUAGACUACGUGUUGAACUCGUUAGCUGAAGAAAAACUGCAAGCAUCUGUGAGAUGCUUAGCGAAGGGUGGACAUUUUCUAGAAAUCGGAAAAUAUGAUAUGGCAAGAGAUUCGCAACUGUCAUUGGAGCUCUUUAAAAAGGGAAUAUCAUUCACAAGUGUGAUGUUGGAUUCGGCAAUCAGAGAUAAACGUAAUCUUAAGUUGAGCUUACAUAAACUAUUGAAUGACGCAAUCAAGUCUGGUAUCGUGAAACCACUGAAAACCAACGUUUUCGAUGCUGCUGAUUUGGAGAAGGCAAUGAGAUUUUUGGCGAGUGGAAAACAUAUGGGCAAAAUAGUGAUCAAAGUACGAGAGAAUGAGAACGACGCUGAAACACUUCCAAUCACAUACUUUCCACACGUUUUCUGUAAUCCAGAUCAAGUUUACGUAAUCGUUGGAGGCUUAGGAGGAUUUGGUUUGGAAUUGGCGGAUUGGCUUAUCCUUCGUGGUUGCAGAAAGUUGGUACUCAGCUCUAGUCGAGGUAUCACCAAGCCUUAUCAAGAAUACAGAAUUAAAAUAUGGAAUAGUUAUGGCGUUCAUACUCAUAUCUGUACUGCCGAUGUUACCACAAUGGACGGUUGUCGUGUCCUCUUGAAAGAAGCUUCUCGGUUCGGUUCCGUAACGGCUGUCUACAACUUAGCAGUGCAGCUUCGAGAUGCCAUAUUGGAGAAUCAAACUGUGGAGAAGUUCGUGGAGUGUAUGGCUCCUAAGGCUACGGCAACUGAAUACCUUGACAAGGUCAGUCGUGAGAUGUGUCCUCAUCUGAAGCACUUCAUAGUGUUCUCCAGUGUUUCCUGUGGUCGCGGUAACGCAGGACAGAGCAACUAUGGUAUGGCAAACUCUGUGAUGGAGCGUAUAAUUGAACGGAGAAACACGGACGGCCUUCCCGCAAAGGCGAUUCAAUGGGGAGCUAUCGGUGAGGUUGGACUUGUAGCAGAUAUGGCAGAAGAUAAGAUCGAUUUGGAGAUCGGAGGAACGUUGCAACAGCGCAUAUCAUCAUGUCUUCAUGAGAUGGAUUACUUGCUGACAUGUGAAGCUCCUCUUGUGGCCAGUAUGGUAGUGGCAGAAAAACGAACUGCAAGCGGAUCAAAGAAUGUCAUCGAAGCUGUCAUGAACAUAAUGAGUAUAAGAGAUCUGAAAUCGGUGUCGAUGGAGAGUACUUUGGCCGAUAUUGGAAUGGAUUCUUUGAUGGCAGUAGAAAUCAAACAGGUACUGGAAAGAGACUUCGACAUGGUAUUGUCACCGCAAGAUUUGAGAACAUUAUCCUUUGCCAAGUUGUUGAAAAUGGAUGAGGAGAAAAAGCAAGCUGCAAAAGAUCAGGAGGAAAAGAAGAGUGAAGGCUUUGUGAUUGGAAUGCAAAUGCUGUUGAGAAAUCUUGGCAACGAAGAAACGAGUGAAUCGACACUGUUGCAUUUACCUUCUGCUGGCCAAGAAGGCCGUCCACUAUUGCUCAUUCCAGGUGUUGAAGGUGUGGCCGGUAAUGUUUGGAAAGCUAUUGCUGCACAGAUAAAGUCUCCUGUCUACAUGCUCCAGCUAUCGAGCACUUUAGAUUGUGAUAGCAUCCCAGAUAUUAUAGAACGUGUCAUAGAUGAGAUCUGUGAAACAAUGUUCAAUGGUUUUGAAGAUAUUACAAUAGUUGCUUAUUCAUUUGGAGCUCUGAUUGCAAUCGAAAUAGCUCGAUAUUUACAGGCAAAAGGUAUUCGCGGAGAACUUCUACUAUUGGAUGGUGCACCGAAGUACUUGAAGCAAUGGUCACUGAAACAGCUGAAUAAUAAUCCAUCGGAUGGAGAAAUACAGAAGCUCAUAUUACUUGUCUUGAUCGCCAUGGUGUUCCCAGAUCAGCCACCCGAGAAAGCCAUGGCCAUAUUGGAGAUUACGUCAUUCGACGACCAAAUUGAGAAACUCAUUGAAUUGGGAGCAGAGCAGAGCGAAUAUUCCCCAGAGUACACAAGAAAGAUGACGAAAGCCCUUUGCAGGAGAAUAAAAAUGGCAGCUCUGAUGUACCUGGACGAAGAUCAACCGUUAGACCUUCCAAUAACGCUGGUGCGGCCAACCGAUGCCGUUUUCUCGGAUAUUGAGGAUGACUACGGGCUUUCUAGUUAUACCACAGGAGCUAUAACACUGCGAAUGGUCGAAGGCAAUCAUGUAUCUAUGUUGGAAAAUGCUGAUCUUGUGGAAAUGAUCAAUAACUUUUGUGUUUAGUUACCGUUAGAAUAUUUUGAAUUCGUCAUUAAUAUUGUUAUCUUAAAUAAAGCACAUUUAUGUUUACCGAUCUUUA